AUGGCCUCCUCUUCUUCCAAAACAACGUCAAGUGGACCCGUUUUACGUUCUCUCUCACCCUCUUCCAGAUUCUGUUCCUACACCACCUCCAAAACCCCUUUCUCUUCCCCUUCUUCAGCCUUUGCAUCCUCCACAGCUUCUGCCUUCUCCUCUCCCUCUUCAACCUUCUUCACCAACCCCCGUCACAACCACUCUCAGUCCAAUCAUCACUCUCAUCACCGUGCCGCCUCCCCCACACGUGUCAAUCUAUACAGCCCCGCUCCUCUAUCCUCUGGCGUACGCUUCUCCAUUGACCCCCGCUCUAUCUCCCCUAACCGCUCCAUCUCCAACCAGAUCAUCACCAAGAACAACCGUCCCAUUUCUGGUCAGAAGAAAUCAUGUAUGUGCUCCCCUACCACGCACCCUGGCUCGUUCAGAUGCAGCCUCCACAAGAACGCAGGCAACAACCACCACCACGCGGAUUCCUACCCCUCCAAUCGCCUCAACAUGCGCAGAUCCGCAAUGAAGAACUCGCUUGUCAGGAUCGGAGGCGUGGAGGGUGAGUGGGUGAAACGGGCCCUGACAGCGCUGAUCCGACCCAGUUCGCAUCAACAGAGGAGGAGAGCGGGUUUCGAGCCCAGGCCCAGUCGUCUCUCUGUCAUGUCCAAGGCCCAGGAUCUUUGA
This is a messenger RNA of Sphenostylis stenocarpa, 663 nucleotides long. Lineage: Eukaryota; Viridiplantae; Streptophyta; Magnoliopsida; Fabales; Fabaceae. The record is from the annotation of a GenBank genome assembly.